Molecule: messenger RNA, 5019 nt
Organism: Limulus polyphemus (Atlantic horseshoe crab)
Lineage: Eukaryota; Metazoa; Arthropoda; Merostomata; Xiphosura; Limulidae
Gene: alpha-Man-IIa
Product: alpha-mannosidase 2-like
Exons: 22
Coding region: 129-3650 (1173 amino acids)
Biological process (GO): mannose metabolic process; protein deglycosylation; N-glycan processing
Cellular component (GO): Golgi membrane
Molecular function (GO): alpha-mannosidase activity; carbohydrate binding
Source: RefSeq, a predicted model, not a curated record
CAUAUAGCUAUUAAACAAUUUGUAAAAAGAUUGUUUAAAUUUAUAUUAUAGUUAGGACAUCUUUAUUUAUUGUCUUAUUCACCUUAAAUGUGAAGCAUAUCCUGAGAUUUAGCAAAAUCAAACCCACUAUGAUACGAAUUCGACUAGGCUCAUCAGUCAUUCAGUUCAGGAGAACUGUUGCUCUAGCUGCUGCAGUGUGUUUACUUGUUGCUGCUGGCCUCCUUUAUUUGUUAAAUGAUCAAGAAGGACAGUUUAGUCAGAAUAUUAAUUCUAUCCCAGGAACCUUUGAUAAACAAAAUGUAGGAAAGAAUGAAUUGGGUCUUCUAGAACAGAGACUCCAGCGGUUAGAAGAAGAACUACAGAAUAACCGACAAAUGUUGGGUCAAAUCAAGGAAACAGUUCGGGAGCUCACAAAGGACAGCUCAUAUGGGGGAAUAGAUUCAUACCUGUUGUUGGGGAACUCUCAUUCCUUCACUUCAAGGCUUAACCGCAGCUCUGCCCAUGUAAUGAUGGAAGACUGUCACUUCUGUGGCCUACCUCUGGUGAAGUCUGAUAUUGAGAUGCAUGAUGAAUAUGAGAAAAUAAAAUUUGACAACCCUAAUGGAGGAGUGUGGAAACAGGGAUGGAAUAUACAGUACAACAGUGAACAGUGGAACAAGAAGAAACUGAAGAUAAUUGUUGUUCCACAUUCUCAUAAUGAUCCUGGAUGGUUGAAAACUUUUGAACGUUAUUUCAAUGACCAGACCCGUCACAUUUUAAACAACAUGGUGGUGAAAUUGAAGGAAGAUGAGAGGCGGAGAUUUAUUUGGGCAGAGACAUCAUAUCUUGCACUCUGGUGGGAAAAGAUUGAUAAUAAUGCCAAGAAAAUUGUCAAAAGAUAUUUGGACAGUGGUCAACUAGAAAUAGUAACAGGUGGUUGGGUGAUGAAUGAUGAAGCAUCCACACAUUACUUUGCAAUGGUUGACCAAAUGGUGGAAGGUCAUCAGUGGCUGGAGCAUCACUUAGAAUAUAAACCCAAAAAUGGCUGGGCAAUAGAUCCUUUCGGAAUGUCGCCAACUAUGGCAUACUUGUUACGUCGAAUGGGCUUGGAUAACAUGGUGAUUCAACGUGUUCACUAUUCUGUCAAGAAGCAGUUAGCUCAAAAGAAAGGGCUUGAAUUUUUGUGGAGACAAUCUUGGGAUCAGAAUCAUACUACUGAUAUUACCUGUCACAUGAUGCCAUUCUACAGCUAUGAUGUUCCUCACACAUGUGGACCUGACCCUAAAAUUUGCUGUCAAUUUGACUUUAAACGACUUCCUGGAAAUAAAGUUAAUUGCCCUUGGCGAGUUCCUCCUGUAGCUAUCUCAGACAAAAAUGUGGAAUCCAAGGCAUGGACAUUAUUAGACCAAUAUAGAAAGAAAUCUCAGCUCUUUCGAACCAAUGUGGUAAUGAUACAAUUAGGAGAUGACUUUCGCUAUGAUAAAAUCUCUGAAUGGGACCAGCAAUUUUCCAAUUACCAAAAGCUUUUUGACUACAUGAAUCAAAGAGAAGACUGGCAUGUACAGGCUCAGUUUGGUACUCUAGAAGAUUAUUUCACUGCAUUGCGAGAUGAGACUGGUCUUGAUGAAAGGAAGUACCCAACUGGAUUGCCCACACUUAUAGGAGAUUUCUUUACUUAUGCUGAUAGAGAUGAUCAUUACUGGAGUGGAUAUUUCACUUCUCGCCCUUUUUAUAAAAAUAUGGAUAGAGUUCUUGAAGCCCAUCUCAGAGGUGCAGAAAUCCUUUUUUCUCUGGUGUGGGCUCGAAUGGCUCAUGUUGGUAGGGACCAAGUACCUUUUGUUGAAGCACUCAUGAAGAAUCUAGUAGAAUCUCGGCGUAAUUUGGGCUUAUUCCAACAUCAUGAUGCCAUCACUGGGACAUCCAAGGACCCUGUUGUAAUUGAUUAUGCUACAAGGAUGUUCCAGUCAAUUCAGAAACUUCAGCACGUUAUCUGCCAAAGUUCCUUGUAUUUAUUAUCAAACCUCCAGGGUCACUACACCUUUGAUCCAAAUGCUGUACUUUUCCAGAUUGAUGAAGUACAGGAAUUGCACAGUUCAAUUUCUAAGAAAUUUCCUCUUACAUUUUCUAGUUCUGUAAGAAAGAGGAAAAUAUUUGUGUAUAAUUCCCUAAGUUACUCUCGGAGGGAAUUUCUACGGCUUCAUGUUUCCACACCAAAUAUAGAGAUUCGAAACAGCAGUGGUCGAAUACUUCCUGUUCAAAUUAGCCCUGUUUGGGAAGGUUCCCGUAUAUUGGAGGGCCAGUUUGAGGCUUUAUUCCUGGUAGAAGUACAACCUCUCAGCCUUACAUCAUACAGCAUAGAGUCAUCUGGAGGCAUAAGUAGUGGUGUUACUAGAGCAACUGUGACUUUGUACAAUGUAGAAUCACUACCUGAUUCAAAGGACUUCCCUUUAAGAGUUGUAGACACUCCUCCAGAGUUCUCCAUUAGUUCAAAUUAUUUCACUGCAGUUUUUUCUGGAGCAGAUGGAAUGUUGAGGCGUAUUAUUAACAGAGAUGAUUACUCAGUGACUGAAGCAAGAAUUCAAUUCUUGAUGUAUGGUACGAGGCCUAAAGGACGUGACCGUAGUGGGGCCUAUCUAUUUUUACCAGACACAGCUGCCCAGGACAUCAAAUACAGUCGACCACAUAUACGUGUUAUUCAGGGUCCAUUAUUUUCAGAAGUUGUCGUGUUUCUUCCUGAUGUUGAACACCAUAUCAGGUUAAGAAAUUCACCAGGAACAGAUGGAAGUGGAAUUGAAAUUUAUAACAUUGUAGAUGUUGCCCGAGAAGUUAAUAAAGAACUGAUAAUGAGAUUUUACACCAAUAUCUCUAAUCAGGAUCAAGAAUUUUUUACUGACCUCAAUGGUUUUCAGGUAAUAAAAAGGAAAAUCUAUGACAAAAUCCCUCUUCAAGGAAAUGUUUACCCUAUGGCAACUAUGGUUUAUUUACAAGACAAUCGCACACGAAUGACUUUAGUGACUGGGCAGCCACUUGGAGCAACCAGUCUAAAACCCGGUUGGUUGGAAGUUUUUCUUGAUCGAAGGUUAAAUCAGGACGACAACAGAGGACUUCUGCAGGGUGUAUUGGACAAUAAGCGAACACCAAGCAUCUUCAGAUUAUUACUGGAACGACGGUCAUAUAGGUCUUCUUCUGAGGGCAUAUCAAGUUACCCAUCUCUCUUGUCCCAUCAUGCUUCACUAUCUCUUCUUCACCCUAUGUUUAACAUGAUUCAGUUGGAAAAGAGUCUUGAAUCCAAAAAUGUUAUUACUGGGCAUGAUUUGAACCUCCAUUCUAUGUUGACCCUGAUGGGGCAACCUCUACCCUGUGAUAUUCACUUAGUUAACCUUAGAACACUACAAGCUCCACCAGGUGGCUCUGCUUCCUUCUUACCAUCCAACAGCACUGCUCUCUUCUUGCAUCGGUUUGGUUUUGACUGUCAUUUCAAGGCUGUAGGUCUGAACUGUAGUACAAACAAAGGAAAGGUGUCUGUAGAUAAACUUUUCCCAGAUUUGUUUGGUACAUCGAUGGAAGAAUCGUCUUUGUCACUCAUGUAUACUGGUAAUUCGAUCUCCAAGUUUUCUACUAUCCAAAUUCCUCCCAUGGAAAUCUUGACACUGCGGCUUAGUCGGAGGUGAUGAGAGAUUACUUCUUAUCUGUAUGUUGAAUCACAACAUUGUCUCCCAUCAUUUACACAAUACAUUGUUUAUUGUUGGAAUACACAGCAAAAGAAACGAUUUAAAAAACUUGCAAAGUUUAUGUGAAAAUUUCAGAGAUCUACCUGACCAGUGGAGAAAAAACAUUCAUUUUAAUUCAUGUUUAUAACAUCAUAUCUGUUUGAGAAUUUGUUGGUAAGUGAUAAACUCUCUUUUUGCCUGUACGAAAGUUGAGGCAUUAUUAAAUUCUGUCUUGUGUAUUUGCUUAGUGGUAGUAUUGUAAGUGAGCUACCAUUUUCAACAUUCCAAAGCUUUUCUUGUAACAUUCUGUUGACUGAGCAGAAUAUUAGGAAUUCUUCUUUGUAAUUUGUUGAUAAAUAUUUUUCAGAGUGUAACAUAGAUUGGUGUGUCUUUGUAAUUACACAUAAUAGAACUAUUCUCAAACGUUUUCCACUUUUUUGUUGUACUUUUAAAAAAAGUAAAAAAUGCUACCUCUAAAACAUUAGAAAAUGGUGUAUUGUUCACAAAAAAAAAUCCUAACAUAAACACCACUUCCAGCACACAAAAAUGAAAGAAAUAAAAAGGUAACAUAUAGAAAAUGAAAGAUCUGAGCUCUAAAUAGAUAUAUCAAUAUGUAGCUGUGUUCAGUAACUCACAUUUUAUUUCUAGUUUAUGUAAUUAUAAUCCAUAAUUUUGCAUUAAAAAUAACCAAUACAAAGCAGUAAAUAUUUUUUUUAAUGUCCUUUGUUUCACUAUUACAUCUUUGGCGGUGCAGUGUUCAAUCCCUGAUAAAGCUUUAAGGUGAAAUAGGUGACAUUUGUUAAUUUUUAAUACAGGUAUGAGUUUGAUAAUCUAUGUCAGCAUCAUUCUAAGUAUGAUUAUGCUAAGCCAUUUUCUUUAUUUACUUAAAUAUGAAUAACCAUGUAUGUCAAGACAAAACAUCAAAAAAUACAUAAAGAAUAACUUUCUAAAGAUAAGAUAUAUGUUACAAAAUAUAAAUAUGAUAAUAAAGAAGUGUUAGAAAAGACAAAGUGAAAUAUAAUUGUUAUGGGCAUAAUCACAUUUAAUAAGUACGUCAACUUUUGUGAUUUUUUUCUUUAAACAUGUUUUUUAUGUUUUGUCAAUGUUAAAUUAUGAGUGUUGUUUAGGUUUAUAAUGCUAAGUGACAUACUCUAUCAUUAUUAGUAACAUAUUUUUGAAAAUUGAAUUUUUUAUUAUUGGCUGAAGUUAGUGUGUGAGAGGGUAUUUAUUCAUUUAUUGUCCACGCCUUAAUGUGGGGAUUUAUUUUAGGCAUAUAGUUGAUUGAUGAUAUAAUCUAUCUAUAUAAACUGAUUAUAUAGAUUAGGAGUUG